AUGCCGAUCGACACGUGCCCCAUCUGCAAACGGGAUUAUGCCCUGCUGAGCCAACACCUCCCCGUGUCACAUGGCGUAAAGAACAUGGAAGAGCGGAGGCUGCUCCUGGCAUUGCAGUCCGGCAGGUCGGCAAGGCUGGACGGCCAUCUGAAGGCCCACACCAAGCUGACGGUGGCAAGUGAAAUUAAGAGGCUUCUUUGUUUAAGGCAAUUGGCUGCUCUGCGGGCCUCAGAGCUGGAGGUGCUUAUGGUGUCAACGCUGGACCUGAUGGAAGAGGAGGAGGGAGAGGUUGCUCUGGACCAAUCAGAAGAGGAGGGGGCGGAGGAGAGUGGGUGUCAUAAAAGAGCUUGCGUCCUUGCGAGGGAAACCAUGGCCCAGCUCAACUCCCAGGUGGCCCAGCUCAACUCCCAGGUGGACCCCCUCACAUCCACCUUGAAGGAGCUUUCCAGGCGCUUCCGGAUUAUGCAACGCCGCUCACACCGAAGGCCUUCGGACUUUAGGAGUAGGGCGAAGAAUCUCCUCUCCUCGUUUGUGAUCAAGGAAAACGUCGCGGAGGAAGAUGCAGUGCCAAGGCAGCAAACCUCCGACCCUGAUCCUUCCCCUCAGCAUUCCUCCUCCCAGGCAGAACCUUCCCCAGUUCCCGUACUGAACUGCGGUCUUGAAUACACUGAUGGAGCAAUACAGGGCACAUCAGGAGGGCCCUGACCCCUCCACUAAGCUGCGUGACAAUGUCGCCAGCAAAGUGUACUGCAUAAAGAGAUUUAUUGCGUACAUGGCCCAGGGAGGGGGCCGGCUCCAGACCCUGGACUUCCUCAGCGACACAGA
Molecule: messenger RNA, 825 nt
Organism: Triplophysa dalaica
Lineage: Eukaryota; Metazoa; Chordata; Actinopteri; Cypriniformes; Nemacheilidae
Exons: 3
Coding region: 1-705 (234 amino acids)
Source: RefSeq, a predicted model, not a curated record